AUGUCUUUCGAUCCGAACAAUUUAGAGAUAAAUUUGCGAGCUGAUCUAGGUAUAAACCAACCACAAACGGAAAGUAUGACUACUAGACCACCAACGGAACCCCCAAUAACUUUACAACCACAACAGCAACAACCUAUUAAACAAGAGAUGACGCCGAAACCAACUAUACCGGGAACAACACAGACAACAUUUAAUAAUAACAAGAGUAAUAAUAAUGGUGCACCAUCGAAACCACCUUCAAAUGAAUUUGUACGUAAACUUUAUAAUAUCCUGGAGAGUAAUCUAUAUCCAGAUAUUGUUCGCUGGACUGAUAACGGUGAUUCGUUUGUUGUACUCGAUACAGGGAAGUUCACUACACAGAUUUUACCGAAUCAUUUCAAACAUUCAAAUUUUGCCAGUUUUGUGAGACAAUUAAACAAAUACGAUUUCCACAAGAUUAAGAAGAAACCUAACGAGGAACAAAGAUCUCAGACUGGUGAAUUGAGCUGGGAAUUUAAACAUCCAUUCUUUAAGAUACACGAUGUUGCUGGACUUGACCGUAUUAAAAGGAAAUUAUCGAAUGCAAAAAGAGCAGCCGCUGCAGCUGCUGCGGGGAUAAAUAAUGGUACCCCAUUACCUAUAAACGCUGUCUCUCCAGGUGGCACACCCAUCGGAAAUGGUACAUCUGCAUCAAAUAUAAACAUUCAUCGUAAUGGACGUCAUGGUCAUGUAUCUCAUGGUCAUACAAGACAUGAAAUUUUAAAUGCUGGUUUAAGCCAGUUGGGGAUCACGAAGGAACAGUUUUUAAGUCAUACAGUUUCAAGGGAAACUUAUACCACACUAAGGAAACGUGUUGAAAAUCUGGAAAAACAAUUAGAAAUAUCUAAGAACGAAAUAUUCAUAGGGAAAGUAGAAAACCAAAAAUUAAAUUCUAAAUAUAAUACUGUGGUAGAAAGUUUAAUUACUUUCAAGACUGUAAAUGAAAAUCUAAUCAAUAAUUUUAAUAUAUUAUGUUCGGUAUUAUCCCAAAACGGUAUCAAGGUACCGGAGGGCCUAUACGAACAAACAAAUAUUACACCCAAUGAUGGAAAAUCUAUUUCAGAUAAUAAUAAUAACAUAAUAAAAAGUGAGAUUCAAUUGUUAGAGACACCCAACGGGAUAACGAGUCCCGAUCAAAACAGAAUGCUUUCAUUUAAUAUGUUGGCCAACACAAAUAACUUACUGAAUAACCAAAUGGAUGGUCUUGUCGGAACACCAUUAAUGAAGGAAACAAGAAAGGAUAUACAAAAUACCGUGUUAAGAAAAGGGUUCCAUGUAUUGUUAGUCGAGGAUGAUACGAUAUCUAUUCAAUUAUGUUCUAAAUUUUUACGCAAAUAUGGAUGCACUGUUGAAGUAGUGACUGAUGGUCUUUCUGCAAUUUCAACCCUAGAAAAGACUAGAUUUGAUCUUGUCUUAAUGGAUAUUGUUAUGCCAAACUUAGAUGGUGCUACAGCUACAUCAAUCAUCAGAAACUUUGAUAAUCAAACACCUAUUAUCGCUAUGACUGGGAAUAUUGAUGACCAAGAUUUAAUUACAUAUUUACAACAUGGCAUGAAUGAUAUUUUAGCUAAACCGUUCACUAGGGAUGAUUUGCAUACAAUGCUGGUACGAUACCUAAAAAAUAGAGAACCUUUGAGUGAACAACAACGGAUGCAAUCUCAACCAGCACAAUCGCUCCCACAGCAACCACAACAACUAUCUCAAAAUGUGACCCCAGGGAGCAACAACACACAAUCACCUAUGAAUCAAUCACAAAUCGGUCAGAUGAAUAUACAGCCACCCCAACAAAAUGUUCAAACAGGUGGAUCAGGUCGUCAUACACAGGGCUUAGUUCAUGAUAACAAUCCUAGUUUACCGACACUGAACAUGGAUGACAACUUAGGGGUACCCAUGACUCAAACGCCACAUGCAUUACUGGCGGACACUAAUUUUUUAGAAGAUGAGCACAUAGAUAAGAAACCGCAUUUAUAA
Maudiozyma barnettii is the source of this 1989-nucleotide messenger RNA. RefSeq lists its product as uncharacterized. Gene Ontology annotation, molecular function: DNA-binding transcription factor activity; phosphorelay response regulator activity; sequence-specific DNA binding. The record is from RefSeq and is a predicted model, not a curated record. The transcript has a single exon. Gene Ontology annotation, biological process: regulation of DNA-templated transcription; phosphorelay signal transduction system. NCBI's taxonomy places the organism in Eukaryota, Fungi, Ascomycota, Saccharomycetes, Saccharomycetales, Saccharomycetaceae. Bases 1 to 1989 code for a protein of 662 amino acids.